CGCUGUUGUUACGUCAUCAGGCUAGUUGACGCCCACCGACGCCAUCCUCCAUGCAUGGAGCUACGAACGUUGGUUAGCGCCUGUCUUUGAAAAGUAAUGUUUUCCUAAUGGCUAAUGAAUGCAAAGAAGAGUUAUUUAGGCGGGGGAGUGGACAGAGUGAAGACUCGGAUAUUUGGGACGACACCGCCUUAAUAAUUGCCUACGAUAAAGCUGUUGCUUCAUUUAAGUCCGCCCUGAAGGGUGAAGAAGAGCCUCAGUCUAUGGACCAAGUUCCACCAGGUAAGAAGCGAAGAAACAACAGAAGGACAAAAGCCAAAGCAUCAACAGAUAAAGAGUGGCGGGUUGGAGAUUCCUGCUCUGCCUACUGGUCGGAGGAUGGCCAACUAUACUCAGCGACCAUCUCCUCUCUGGACGAGAAAAAGGGAACAUGCGUAGUUGUCUACACGGACUACGGCAAUGAGGAGGAGCAUAACCUCGAGGACUUGCUUUCAGAGAUCUCUGAGGGGGAUGACGAAAGCAAUUACAAGACACGCGAGGUAGAUUCAUCAACAGAGGAGAGCGGCAGCAGGUCUCCACCAGAACUGCCCCAGUUCAAACCGCAGCCACACAGUAAAGGCCAAAAGGCCAGAAACCACAAAGGUCCCCCUCCUCCUAUGUGGGGUCCAGGAUUCCCACCUGGCUUGCCUCCUAUGCCGCCAUUCAGACAGGGUGGGAAAAGGCAAUCUGGUCGUCAUGGACCUGUGCCGCCCCCUUGGCAUCCCAUGAUGCACUUUGGCCCACCGAUGAUGCCUCCGCCUCCACCCAUGAGUGCGGACAUGGGCGAUGACGAGGCCAUGGGCAGCAUGCUCAUCUCCUGGUACAUGAGUGGAUAUCACACGGGCUACUACUUGGGUUUAAAGCAAGGACGUAAAGAAGCUGCUAAAUGGACCAAACCCGAUCAGAAAUAAGAUUUGAGUUUGUUUAGGACACUUUUGUAUUCUCUGUACAUAAAUAACAUAAAGGAUAUUAAAAGCG
Messenger RNA from Entelurus aequoreus (snake pipefish), 1014 nucleotides. RefSeq names its product survival of motor neuron 1, telomeric (gene smn1). Bases 108 to 947 code for a protein of 279 amino acids. Gene Ontology annotation, molecular function: RNA binding. Gene Ontology annotation, biological process: mRNA processing. The transcript is spliced from 8 exons. Gene Ontology annotation, cellular component: cytoplasm; nucleus. Lineage: Eukaryota; Metazoa; Chordata; Actinopteri; Syngnathiformes; Syngnathidae. The record is from RefSeq and is a predicted model, not a curated record.